This is a messenger RNA of Phascolarctos cinereus (koala), 1968 nucleotides long. It is a transcript of the gene BNIP3, whose product is annotated as BCL2 interacting protein 3. NCBI's taxonomy places the organism in Eukaryota, Metazoa, Chordata, Mammalia, Diprotodontia, Phascolarctidae. The record is from RefSeq and is a predicted model, not a curated record. Gene Ontology annotation, biological process: mitochondrial outer membrane permeabilization; positive regulation of apoptotic process. Gene Ontology annotation, cellular component: endoplasmic reticulum; mitochondrial outer membrane; nucleus.
AGCCCAGAGCAAGCAGUGCGGCCGAGACCGCGGCGAGCUCGGCGUAGUCAGUGUCGGGGUCACGGUCAGUGUCGGAGGCUACGCCGGCUGCAGCCCGCCCCCUCCGACGUCACCGCGGCCCAGCGGCGGCCGCUGCAGCAGCAGCACCGGCAGACGCUGCCGCGGCGACCCCCGCGGGCCCCCGCAGUCCGCAGCCGCCCCUGGCCGCCCCGGCCAGACCAGGCUUCCCGCCGAACCGUCAGACCCGGGCCAUGGCGCAGAGCGGGCAGCCCCCGCCCCCGCCCGAGGAGAACCUGCAGGGCUCUUGGGUAGAGCUGCACUUCAGCAGUAAUGGCAACGGCCAUAGCGCUGUGCCAGCCUCAAUCUCCGCUUAUAAUGGCGACAUGGAAAAGAUUCUUCUGGAUGCGCAGCACGAGUCUGGACGGAGCAGCUCCAAGAGCUCUCACUGUGACAGCCCACCUCGUUCACAGACACCCCAAGAUAUUAACAGGACUUGUGAAACAGAUACUCACAGCAUUGGAGAAAAGAACAGCUCCCAGUCUGAAGAAGAUUACAUGGAGAGACGGAAAGAAGUGGAGAGCAUCCUGAAAAAGAACUCAGACUGGAUCUGGGACUGGUCCAGCAGGCCCGAAAACAUCCCCCCAAAGGAGUUUCUCUUUAAGCACCCAAAGCGCUCAGCCACUCUCAGCAUGAGAAACACGAGUGUCAUGAAGAAGGGGGGCAUCUUCUCAGCAGAGUUCUUGAAGGUUUUCCUCCCAUCCCUGCUGCUCUCUCACUUCCUCGCCAUUGGGUUGGGGAUCUACAUCGGAAGACGGCUCACCACCUCCACCAGCACCUUCUAGGGCAGGUGGCCGGGAGUUUCGCCGAGCAGCAGGCUGCUGUCUCUGAGCAUGCAGAGUGGUUACCAGAGGAAGUCCGUUCAUCCAUCUGAGAUGUUGACUUGUGUUCAUUUGUUGUGUAAAUGUCGUGUUCCUAGUUCAGUAGAAUGGGAGGAUAGAUGCCUGUAUCCAUACCCUGGGCACCAGCGUAGGAGCAGGUCAGACUGAUUCACCUCUCCUCUUUGUAGGCUUAGCCCUCGAGUUCUCUGAUGACAACCUUUCCUAUCCCAAUCCUGAGGCUUCCUGGACUUCCAUGAAAUCCCAAAGCUUCCAAGUUCCCCUAAACAGUGGCUAUUCCUUUGAACAAGUGAAUCGUGUUCAUUAUUAAAAGCAUUGUGUUUAGGGACCUGUCCAAAAUGCUGUAGACCUGCCACACGUGGUCUCAGAAAUGCCCCUUUGCCCAUUUGCCCUGGCUGGAGCAGCCCCUUGGUGAAGACUUCCCUCUGUUCUGCUGGGUGGUCUUCCUGGGCAAAAGGGAGAAGAGGACGGACGCCCUUGGGGCAGUCUGCUCAGCUUGGGGCAGACCACCCAACACCGAUGUUUGAAGUCUCAUUCAGUCCCUUGCCCCAGAACCUGAUGGGUUUCCUGGUAGGGCCACAUGGCUGCCCCUGCUAGGUCUGCUCCAUUCUCCGUGCUCUGUGCUAGCCCAAGCUGUGCUCCUUCACCCUGCCCUGUGUCUACUUCAGCGACUGAAACCAGAAGGGGAAUAAUUCUUUGUUUGCCAAAUCCUUCCAAGAUGCCCGUGUUAGGUCCGGUUUACCAGAGUUUUGUGAGCCCGCGAGAGGCUCACAUCUUCUGUUUCCCUUGGGGCAAAUAUUUUUCUGAAAGGAGGCCAUGUCUUUGCUGUGCUGGACACACUCAACAUUUGUUUAUAUUUGUCCCUGACGUUUCUCCCUACCCCCCUACAUCUAGACUGAAAUAAAUGCAACCUUCUAAUUUGAAAAGGAAAAUCUCUCCUUUUCUGCCCUCAGCUCCUUCUUCACGUGCAGAAACAUGGCCCACGCUAGUUAUCACCCUUCUCAGCUCCCUUCUUCAGUCGUGCUACCGAGCCAAACCAAGCACCCCUGAGUCAGGCAGCCCAGUCCCCACA